Molecule: messenger RNA, 1254 nt
Organism: Cherax quadricarinatus
Lineage: Eukaryota; Metazoa; Arthropoda; Malacostraca; Decapoda; Parastacidae
Product: probable serine hydrolase
Source: RefSeq, a predicted model, not a curated record
GAUAACAUUUGAGAUUAGACUCAGAGACCAAACUAGAUACUGUGGACUGUGUCCAGUGAUAUAACUGGGUGGCAAAAAAUAGUUCUUGUCAUGGUUAUGUGGCACUCGGUUGACACUCUCCUGUCAUCAGGACACCACUCAACCCACUUGAUGCAGAGAAUUAGUGUUAUUCUGGAGAGAAGUGGACAUAUAUUAUUAAGAGCACUACACUCCAGAAGUACGUUGUCUUCAGUAGCAAUGGCAAAGGAAAUAACGAUUCCUAUUAUAUCUGGCCACAUAGCUGGUAAAGUGUGGAAUGAGGGAGGAUCACCUAUUCUUGGCCUUCAUGGAUGGAUGGACAAUGCCGGGACCUGGGAUGGGGUUGCUCCUUUGCUUCCCAAGAGUGUUUCCUUGAUAGCCAUUGAUUUUCCAAGUCAUGGGCUCUCAUCUCCAAGGCCCCGAGGGACUCCAUUUCACUUUAGUAAUUUGUUGCUUACUAUUGAAAGAGUAGUUCAGCACUUUGGAUGGAAAGAGGUGAACAUAAUAGGCCACAGCUUGGGUGGUGCUGCAGCAAUGUUGUAUGCAGGAGCAUUUCCAGAGAAAGUAAAAAAAAUUGUGAUGGUGGACCUCAUCAAACCAUUAUCAGUUGAUGCCGCAGAUCAGCCAGAUAAAACUGCUCGAGGAAUUUUGGAUUUCAUGGAAGCAGAGCUCAAAAUUGGCCGAGAGCCUCCAAGCUAUGAAUAUACAACUUUGUUAGACAAGAUGGUCAUGUCUUAUAGAUUUUCUUUAACAGAGGAAGCUGCUGAAGUUUUACUUAAGAGAGGGUCAGUAAAACAUGCUGAUGGGCUGUACUCCUUCAACUAUGAUCCAUUGUUAAAAGUAGGAAGUAUCUUCGGAACAUCAUUUGAUCAACAAAAGGCAUUUGCAAAUAGAUUGCAGUGUGAGCUGUUGCUCAUUAAGGCAUCAAAUGGGCCCUUGUAUGAGAGUAGAGAAUUAUAUGAUGAAAUUAUUAGUAUUUAUGAAAAGAAAGCUAAAAAAUUUAUAUUAAAGAAAGUAGAAGGUACUCACCAUGUGCAUUUAAACAAUCCAGAAAUUGUAGCUCCUAUUAUUAGUGAGUUUAUUGAAGAUAAAAGCUGACUUGAUGGAUCUUGGAUUUUUGUUAUUUAGCAAGCAAGGGGAUGUAAAUUUUUAUUUUCAGGGAUAUGUUUGACUGCCCACAGUAUUAAUACAGUAGUGGACAUGAUUAUAUGAAAUAAAACUCAGUUUACAUCAUCA